Anastrepha ludens (Mexican fruit fly) is the source of this 2124-nucleotide messenger RNA. RefSeq names its product piggyBac transposable element-derived protein 4-like. The record is from RefSeq and is a predicted model, not a curated record. Lineage: Eukaryota; Metazoa; Arthropoda; Insecta; Diptera; Tephritidae. The transcript is spliced from 3 exons. The coding region runs from base 12 to 1130 and encodes 372 amino acids.
UCAACUGUCACAUGACAAUCAAAAUUUGGUCAAGGUUAUGUUAUGUGUUUUGUUCUAACGGUGCAUAUAAUUAUCAAGUUUUUUUAUGGUUUUGUCCAAAGAAGUCGUACAAAAUAUUUACUAUGCAUAGAAAUAGGGUAUGGUGUAAAUUUACAUCAUUAUGCAGUAUUGUCAUCUGUGAAAAUAUUUUGACAGAUAAAGCCAUAGAAGAAUAUCUAACACAGCUGGAGGAUGGUUGGCUGUCGGAAGACGGAAUGGAGGCUGAAGAUUCUGACGAUGAUAACUUACCUGAUCCUCACUAUACAAGAGACGAACCUCUAAGUAUAUUAGAUGAUGUAAAUGAUGAUGAAGACUGGCAGGAUGUUAAUGAAAAUGACCCUCCUCUUGUUGAAGAAAUGGUGGAAGAACAAGAAAGCCAAAGCAGAGUUCCUUGUGGUGCUAUUUUCAGCACAUUAUUGGACAAAAGAAAACUGAUUUGGAAAAAGAGAAACAUGGAAUUUGAUGAGGAUAAAAUUACAUUCUUAGGCAGGUCAGCCUUUCCUAUAGAAAUAUCCCAGCUUGAAACUCCAUACCAAUGUUUCAAAUAUUUUUUGGAUGAUGAUUUUAUUCAGAAAAUUGUUGAUCAAACUAAUUUAUAUAUCAUGCAAAAAGAUACCAACAGCAAAAUAACUUAUACUGCGUUAGAUAUCAAGAAGUUUUUUGGGAUAUUAUUAUUCAUGUCUGUGCAAAGAUUUCCAAAUACCAGAUCAUAUUGGUCUCCUGCCUUUGGUUAUGGUCCAGUUUUAUCCACUAUGCCAGUCAACAAAUUUGAAAGAAUGAAGCUCUCAUUGCACUUUCAAAAUAAUGAUGAUCACAAACCUGUUGGCCAUCCCAAUCAUGACAGGUUAUUUAAAAUACGUCCAGUUAUUGAGCACCUCAGAGCAAAAUUUUCUACUGUACCAAUGGAGCAAAGAUUAUCAGUCGAUGAGCAGAUGUGUGCCACAAAAGUGGCUCAUUUUUUGAAACAAUAUCUGCCUAAUAAACCCCACAAAUGGGGGUUUAAAUUGUAUGUACUGUGUGAUUUAUCAGGAUAUGCUCAUACAUUUGAAUUGUAUUCAGGACGGGAAGACCAGAAGGAGAGCCUGAUAUAGGAGCCACAGGGAAUGUAGCCAUUCGUUUGCUAAGAGGCGUGCCAAGAUAUCAAAAUCACAUAAUUUACUUUGACAAUUUUUACACAUCAUUGCCCCUGGUUCAUUAUUUAGCCAAGCAAGGAAUUCUAUCAGUGGGUACUGUACAACAAAAUCGGAUACCUAACUCAAAAUUACCAGACAAAAGGGAGUUUAUGAAAAAGUCUGUACCACGAGGAAGUCAUGUCGAAAGAACAUCUACAUUUGAUGGUGUUGAUAUGUCUUGUGUCACCUGGAAAGACAACAAAAUGGUGACACUUUUAUCAACAUAUGUGGGGUCAACACCAAUAUCUAGUGUCACUAGGUAUGACAAGACAAAGAAGGAAAAGGUUGAAAUUCCAUAUCCAAAAAUUGUUUUAGAAUACAACAAACAUAUGGGGGGAGUUGAUUUAAUGGACAGUUUUUUGGGGAGGUUCCAUAUUCCUUUGAGGUCGAAAAAAUGGUAUUUACGCAUAUUCUUUCAUCUACUUGAUCUUACAGUCAUAAAUUCUUGGAUUAUUUACAAAAAAAAUGCAAUCAUUCGAAAUAUACCAAAAAAGGAUAUACUUUCCAUGGGACAAUUUCGUAAUGAAUUAGCUCAAGUUUUGUGCUCAAUAGGAUCCAGCACAGAGGUCAGAAGAGGACGUCCUAGUUCCAGCUUUGUGGAAAAUGAAAUCCAGGCAAAAAAGAAGAGAGGACCUGCAGUUGUUCCUCCACCAAAAGACCUAAGAAUGGAUGGCAGUGACCAUUGGCCACAAGUUGGCAUUUCUCUGCGAAGCAAAUACCCACAUUGUAAAGGCUAUUCAACAAUAAGCUGUAUCAAAUAUAAGGUUAACUUAUGCCUGAACAAAAACAAUAACUGUUUUGUUCAUUUUCACCAAAAUUGAAGGUAUAAAUGAAAGGUAUUAGUGACUUAAUUUAUUAUUUCAAUUUUGUACUAAGUUCAUAUGUUCAUUCUGCAUAAUGAUGGAAGUUUACA